This is a messenger RNA of Corylus avellana, 1697 nucleotides long. Its product is annotated as EPD1-interacting receptor-like cytoplasmic serine/threonine-protein kinase. Gene Ontology annotation, molecular function: ATP binding; protein kinase activity. NCBI's taxonomy places the organism in Eukaryota, Viridiplantae, Streptophyta, Magnoliopsida, Fagales, Betulaceae. The record is from RefSeq and is a predicted model, not a curated record. Gene Ontology annotation, biological process: protein phosphorylation.
GAAUUUCUCCAGCAAGGAAAAUAAGGGGUGGUCGGUCAUCAUCAGGCCAUAGACUUGUUCAUUUUAGUCUUCUAAUUACCAACCCCUUUUAACCCCCUCCCCAUAUCUUUCUCAAUAAAUUGCUUCAAUCUCGAGCUUUAGAGAGACAGUUUAGGAUCGAUCACUUCAAUCAAGCUAUGGCUUUCAGAAAUAUCAUCACAUUGAAAAGCUGCUUCUCACCCACUUGCUGUUUCAAGGCCAAGAACCCUCUACUCUCUGAGCCAAAACUUGCAGCUUCCAAACAUAGCUCUUUCCGUGGGUUGUCCAUGUCGGAUUUUAGCAACUCCUCCUUGUCGGUCAUGAGUGAUCUAUCCAUCUCUCUUGUCGGAUCAAAUCUUCAUGUUUUUACUCUCAAGGAGCUCAAGGAUAUCACACAGAAUCUCUCAAAGAGUAAUUUUCUUGGUGAAGGUGGGUUCGGACCGGUUUAUAAAGGGUUCAUUGAUGACAAGCUUAGGCCUGGUUUGGAGGCUCAGCCUGUGGCUGUCAAGGUAUUGGACUUGGAUGGCAAGCAAGGCCACAGGGAGUGGCUGGCUGAAGUUAUAUAUCUUGGGCAAUUAAGGCACUCCCAUCUUGUGACCUUGAUCGGAUACUGCUGUGAAGAUGAGCACCGGCUGCUUGUGUACGAAUACAUGGAGCGUGGCAACUUAGACAACCAACUAUUUAGAGGCUAUUCUGCAGCCUUGCCUUGGUUAACAAGAAUAAAAAUUGCAAUUGGGGCUGCAAAAGGCCUUUCUUUUCUCCACGAAGAAGAAAAACCAGUCAUAUUUCGAGAUUUUAAAGCUUCCAACAUCUUGUUAGACUCAGAUUACAAUGCUAAGCUCUCUGAUUUUGGGCUUGCCACGGAUGGACCAGAAGGGGAUGAAACUCAUGUCACAACCCGUGUUAUGGGCACAGAAGGUUAUGCGGCUCCUGAAUACAUCAUGACAGGUCAUUUGACGACUAUGAGCGAUGUAUUCAGCUAUGGAGUGGUCCUUUUGGAGCUACUGACGGGUAGGAGAUCCGUGGACAAGAACCGGCCGGGUAGAGAGCAGAAUUUGGUGGAUUGGGCAAGGCCUCUUUUGAAGGAUACCCAUAAGCUUGAAAGAAUAAUUGACCGCAGGCUUGAAGGGCAGUACUCGAGCGAAGGGGCUAGAAAGGUAGCCUUAUUGGCCUACCAAUGCCUGAGCCAGCACCCAAAGUCAAGGCCCACAAUGAGCCAUGUGGUCAAGACCCUGGAGCCUCUCCUGGACCUGAAAGAUAUCCCCAUUGGACCCUUCGUUUACACUGUGCCAAAUGAAGAAAACAGUGAAAGUGAAUGCAGCAUGGCAAGAAAAUCAAGAGACCAUGGAAAUGGAAAUAAGGAUGAAAAGAAAGAAGAGGAGGAAAAGAAGAAGGGGCGUCAGCAGCAGGGGAAAGGUCAUAGGUAUAAUAGACGUCGGAUCAAAAAGUCACUGAGAUCUCGAGCCGUCUAUUCUGAUACGGCUUUGUAUAAAACUCUUGGGACUAGUUUGUACUCUUCCGUACUUGAACCUUUGGGCCAAGAGGGCAUUGUUAGUAGUAACCCUUAAGCAUAUUGUACACAUUAAAGAAAAUUAUAUUAAUUUUGUUGGAUAUUUUUUCAUUGUGAAUGGUAAAAUUGUAACACUUUCAUUGAAAUUGAGAGAGUACGGCUUGGUUUA